Molecule: messenger RNA, 429 nt
Organism: Closterium sp. Yama58-4
Lineage: Eukaryota; Viridiplantae; Streptophyta; Zygnematophyceae; Desmidiales; Closteriaceae
Source: the annotation of a GenBank genome assembly
AUGAGCACGUUGCCAUGGAAUUUUGGCGUGGUGAUGCUGGUGGUUAUCACGGCGCGCAAGGCUGUGUAUGUAACAGAGGACAACCAGAUCAAUCUCAAACAAUGGGUGGUCCCAUUGGUGGACUCGGGUGCUGUAUUGACAUUCAAGGACCCCAAUUUGGACGCACCAGAUGACUUGGUGCUGCGCUGGGCUCGCCUUGCCCUCUCCUGCACCGCCAUGCCAGCGUCCUCCCGCCCCUCCAUGAAUCAAGUGCUUGGAGAGCUGGUGAAGCUGAAGCAGGAAGCAUUUGGAGAACAUGAGAAGAGCCAUGUGGGCGAGGUUGUAUCUUUCAUCAACAUGGAAAUGGGGAGUUCCAUUGGCUCCUCCAGCUUCACUGCUGAAAUGGCCCGUGCGGAGCGCGAGGGCAUGCCAAGUGGCUCUUCCACGUAA